Messenger RNA from Ochotona curzoniae (black-lipped pika), 2668 nucleotides. RefSeq names its product family with sequence similarity 83 member G (gene SACK1G). NCBI's taxonomy places the organism in Eukaryota, Metazoa, Chordata, Mammalia, Lagomorpha, Ochotonidae. Gene Ontology annotation, cellular component: nucleus; cytosol. The transcript has 6 exons. Gene Ontology annotation, biological process: BMP signaling pathway. The record is from RefSeq and is a predicted model, not a curated record. The coding region runs from base 4 to 2508 and encodes 834 amino acids.
ACCAUGGCCUUCUCCCAGGUGCAGUGCCUGGACGACAACCAUGUGAACUGGCGCUCCAGCGAGUCCAAGCCCGAAUUCUUCUACAGCGAGGAGCAGCGGCUGGCGCUGGAGGCCCUGGCGGCCGGGGGUCCCGACGCCUAUUAUGAGGUGCUGAAGCGAGAGAGCAUCCGCGACUUCCUGUCGGAGCUGGAGCUCAGGCGCGUCCUGGAGACCAUCGAGGUGUACGACCCUGGCUCGGAGGACCCGCGGGGUGCAGGCCGCUGCUCCCAGGCAGCGCAGGACGACGGGGGUGGUGCUGGCGGUGAUGGAGGCGGCAGUGGAGGCGACCCCGCGGAGCCGGAGCCACUGCCCUCGCUGGAGUACUGGCCCCAGAAAUCCGACCGCUCCAUCCCGCAGCUGGACCUGGGCUGGCCUGACACCAUCGCCUACCGCGGCGUGACCCGGGCCAAUGUCUACAUGCAGCCGCCCCUGGACGGCCAGGUCCAUAUCAAGGAGGUGGUACGCAAGAUGAUCAGCCAGGCCCAGAAGGUCAUAGCCAUAGUCAUGGACAUGUUCACCGACGUGGACAUCUUCAAGGACCUGCUAGACGCCGGCUUCAAGAGGAAGGUGGCCGUGUACAUCAUUGUGGAGGAGAGCAGCGUCAAGCACUUCCUGCACAUGUGUGAGCGGGCUCACAUGCACCUGGGGCACCUCAAGAAUCUCCGAGUGCGCAGCAGCGGAGGCACGGAGUUCUUCACGCGGUCAUCCACCAAGUUCAGAGGCACUCUAGCCCAGAAGUUCAUGUUCGUCGAUGGAGACCGGGCCGUGUGUGGCUCCUACAGCUUCACGUGGUCAGCAGCGAGGACGGAUCGAAACGUGAUCUCCGUGCUGUCGGGCCAGGUGGUGGAGGUGUUUGAUCGGCAGUUCCAGGAACUCUACCUCGUGUCACACAGUGUCAGCCUGAAAGGCAUCCCGAUGGACAAGGAGCCAGAGCCAGAGCCCGUCGUGCUGCCUUCCGUGGCCCCGCUGGCGCCCACGGGCACCGUGGCCAAGAAACUCGUCAACCCCAAGUACGCACUGGUCAAGGCCAAGAGUGUGGACGAGCUAGCCAAGACCUCGUCGGAGACACAGGAGGCCAAGCAGCCGCCGGGGCCACCAGGCCAGGUGCCUGCCGAGCGGCCAGGGGACGUCCCCGAGCCACCACCCCCACCCGUUGUGCAUCCGGGACUGGUCAACCUGGAGAGGGCCAAUAUGUUCGACUACCUGCCCACGUGGGUGGAGCCGGACCCCGAACCCGGCAGUGACAUCCUGGGCUAUAUCAACAUCAUCGACCCCAACAUCUGGAACCCGCAGCCCAGCCAGAUGAACCGCAUCAAGAUCCGAGAUACAUCCCAUGCUGGCUCCCAGCACCAGCUCUGGAAGCAGUGCCAGGAUGGUCGACCUGCCACAGAGACCAGCACCCCCAACGAUGGGCUCCAGCCCACCACCGAGUCCAACGCCCUCCACCAUGAGCUGCCGACCACCAACGGCCUCCACCAAGCACAUCCUGAACCGCAGCCCCCAGUGCCCAAGCCCCGGACAGUUCCCGUGGCACACCUGCUUGCCCAAGAUGGUGGCAGCGGUGGAGGCAAUGGCUGGGCCUCCGACGCCGUGCAGGGGGAAGAACAUUCCCAGAACGGGACCAGCCACAGGACAGCAGAGCCACACAGUCCCCUGCAGCGGCAGCUGUCUGUGACCCAGGACAACCCCAGCGGCCUGCGGCCAGGGCUCCCCAACGGGCUGGACGGGGAGGAGGAGGAAGAUGAUGACGACUACGUGACCCUCAGCGACCAGGACAGCCUAUCAGGCAGCUCCACCCAUGGCCCCGGCCCUGGCCCAGACACCCGGCGGCCCUCAGCAGCCUCCUCCAUGUCCGGUGAGUACUUCGAGUCAAGGGACCACUCGGCCCCCCUCCGGAGGCAGCAUUCAGAGCAGCUGGCCAACGGGCCAUCCCAGCCGCCACGCCGACAGCUCAGCGCCCCCCAUGUGACCCGAGGGACCUACACCGGGCCCUUGGCCCAGGGUCGGGGGAGAGAAGAAACAGAUGCCCCGCGGAGGACGCAGGCCCCACGCCCUACGGACAAGGAGGCACAGAGCCAGCAGCUGCACCGCUCUGGGACCAGGGAUAAAGAUGGCUUCGCACGGCCGUCGAGGACCCCAGGAGCUCCCCAGUUCCGCCCUGCAGCUGCUGAUGGCGCCCAGAGCUCUCCCAGGCAGGCCGGCCUGGCCCCCACCGGCCCCCACCACUGGCAGCCCAAGGCUGGCCCCAUAUCCCGCCCACUGCCCGAGUCCGGGAGCCCGAGGCCGGCCCGGAACACCCCCACGCUGGCCGAUGGCAGGGCCACCCAGGAGCACACAAGCCCCUUUGGCAUCCCCUACUCCAAACUGUCCCAGGCCAAGCACCUGAAGGCCAGAACGGGCGGGCCCCCAUGGGGCUCAAACGACUCCAGGCGGAGGGCCCAGGCCCCCCGGGACCACAAGGACCCCUAGCUGUUCCCAGCCCAAGCCUCUGGACCCACCGAGAGGACAGGAGGGCAGGGGUGGGUAGGUGGCACUGGCACUCACCUGGUCAGUGCACCAGUACCAGGUGGCCAUGAUGGUCAGGCCAAAGGUCAUCCCAGUCCAUGGCAGGUCCCCCGUGCGAGGGUCC